AUGAAUCUUAGCCUUAUUCUAUUUACUAUUGGUAUCCUUGGAUUUUACUUGUUUCUUCUGUUAACUUCGAUGAUAUCCUUGGACAAACUUAUGCUAUUUACAUUAUUCUUCUUGCUGCUGCUGAGUCUGCUAUUGGACUUGGUAUUCUUGUUGCUUACUACCGACUACGAGGUUCUAUUUCUAUCACUAACACAUCUACUCAACAUUCAUAAAAAAAUGUAUCUACUAUUUUUCCUUCUUCCUUGCCUAGGUAGUGCUGCUGCAGGACUUGGUGGACAAAAAAUUGGAGUUACUGGUGCUCACAUCAUUACUACUUCUUGCCUUGCUAUUUCUGCUGCUCUUUCUAUCGUUGGAUUCUAUGAAGUUGUUCUUUGUCAUUCUCCUGUUACUAUUCAUCUUGGUGAUUGGCUACACUCUGAAAUCCUUACUGUUUCAUGGACACUAACUUUUGAUACACUUUCUAUGUCUAUCAUUUCUACUGUUCUUAUUAUUUCUACUCUUGUACACCUGUACUCUAUUGAUUACAUGAGUGCUGACCCUCAUAACCAACGAUUCUUCUCUUACCUUAGUCUAUUUACAUUCUUCAUGGUUGUACUAGUUUCUGGUGAUAAUUACUUCCUUCUUUUUGUUGGAUGGGAAUUCAUUGCCGUUUGUUCUUACCUACUUAUUAACUUCUGGUUUACUAUUAUCGAAGCUAAUAAAUCUGCUAUGCAAUCUUUCAUUGUUAACCGUGUUGGUGAUAUGGCUCUUUCUGUAUCAUUCCUUGGUAUCGUUUGUCUAUUCGGAAAUGUUGAUUUCUCUACAGUAUUCUCUCUUGCUCCUAUGAUGAACGAAAGUGCUCUUACUGUUAUUGGACUUCUUCUUCUUUUCGGAAGUAUGGGUAAAAGUGCUCAAAUCGGACUUAAUACUUGGCUUCCUACUGCCAUGGCUGGUCCUACUCCUGUUUCUUCUCUUAUCCAUUCUGCUACUCUUGUUUCUGCUGGUGUUUAUGUUCUUCUACGAUCUAGCCCUCUUCUUGAGUACUCUUCUACUACUCUUAUUGCUAUCACUUGGAUUGGAUCUAUUACUGCAUUCUUCGCUGCUUCUACUGGUCUUCUACAAAAUGAUAUCAAACGUGUUAUUGCUUAUUCUACUUGUUCACAAAUGGGAUAUCUAUUCCUUGCUUGUGGUCUUUCUCAAUACAAUACUGCACUAUUCCACCUUGUUAACCAUGCUUUCUUUAAAGCUCUUCUAUUCCUUUCUGCUGGUGCUGUCCUACACGCUACAUUUGAUCAACAAGAUCAACGACGACUUGGUGGAUUCCUUCCUCUACUUCCAUUCACUUACACUGCUAUCCUUAUCGGAUCUCUUAGUCUUAUGGCUGUUCCAUUUAUGACUGGAUUCUACUCUAAAGAUCUUAUCCUUGAACUUGCCUUCUCUCAAUACGUAUUCCAUGGAUCUAUCGCUUACUGGUUCGGUUCUAUCUCCGCUGGUCUUACUGCUUUCUAUAGCUUCCGACUUGUUUCUAUGACUUUCCUUACUUACCCUAAUUCUCCUAAAAAAGUAUAUGAAAAUGCUCAUGAUGCUGCCAUCUUUGCUAUGAUCCCUAUGGCUACUCUUUCUAUCCUUGCUAUCUUCUUUGGAUAUCUUGCUCGAGAUCUCUUCGUUGGUAUGGGUACUGAUUUUGCCGCUAACUCUCUAUUUAUUCAUCCUACUCAUAUCUCUCUCAUUGAAGCAGAAGUUAUCCCUACCUCAUUUAAACUUCUUCCUUCAUUCAUUACUUUCUCUGCUGCUUAUGCCGCUUUCUUCUUCUAUCACUAUGCUCCAGACUUCCUUGUAUUCGCUGGUAAAACUACUCUUGGAUAUAAUCUUUAUAAAUUCUUCAAUGGUAAAUACUACAUUGAAGUUCUUUAUAAUACUUAUCUUAUCCCUGCUUCUCUUGGACUUGGUUACAUUGUUUCUAAACAACUUGAUCGAGGUAUUGUUGAACAACUAUUUGGAUUCGGAAUCUCUUCUGGACUUGCUAACGCUAGUCAGAAAAUGAGCAAACUUGAUACUGGUACUCUUCCUUCUUACACUAUCUACUUCGCUCUUUCUCUUCUAUUCCUUACUAUCCUUCUUAUCGCACCUGUUCUAUCUAUCUCUAAUAUUAACCCUUCUACUGCGAUCCAAUUCGUAUCUCUUAUUGAUCUACGACUUAUUGCUAUCCUUGUUAUCGCUUACAUCUUCAUUAGCUUAACAUUAUUACAUUCCAAAUGUACUUAG
Malassezia pachydermatis is the source of this 2244-nucleotide messenger RNA. RefSeq names its product NADH dehydrogenase subunit 5. The transcript is spliced from 2 exons. Gene Ontology annotation, biological process: ATP synthesis coupled electron transport; electron transport coupled proton transport. The record is from RefSeq and is a predicted model, not a curated record. Gene Ontology annotation, molecular function: NADH dehydrogenase (ubiquinone) activity. Bases 1 to 2244 code for a protein of 747 amino acids. NCBI's taxonomy places the organism in Eukaryota, Fungi, Basidiomycota, Malasseziomycetes, Malasseziales, Malasseziaceae.